Messenger RNA from Aspergillus sclerotioniger CBS 115572, 1605 nucleotides. RefSeq names its product cytochrome P450. NCBI's taxonomy places the organism in Eukaryota, Fungi, Ascomycota, Eurotiomycetes, Eurotiales, Aspergillaceae. The transcript is spliced from 5 exons. Bases 1 to 1605 code for a protein of 534 amino acids. Gene Ontology annotation, biological process: sterol metabolic process. Gene Ontology annotation, molecular function: oxidoreductase activity, acting on paired donors, with incorporation or reduction of molecular oxygen; monooxygenase activity; heme binding. The record is from RefSeq and is a predicted model, not a curated record.
AUGGAAGUCAACGCCCCCAGCUUCGCGUCGCCGCUCGCCAGCGUCCGGGACAGCCAUUUCUCACUUCCCUCUCAAUUCGAGUAUGUUGUGGAUGCUGUCAGCAAUGCCAGUCUGUGGACCAUUGCUUUCACUAUCCUAGCGAUUCUUGUCGCAUAUGACCAGAUCAGUUACAUCCUUAACAAGGGAAACAUCGUGGGCCCGGCCUUCAAGACGCCCUUCAUCGGACCGUUUCUAGAAUCCGUCAACCCCAAAUUCGAGGAAUACUACGCGAAAUGGACAAGCGGCCCUUUGAGUUGUGUCUCUGUAUUCCACAAGUUCGUUGUGAUUGCUUCGACUCGUGACAUGGCGCGGAAGGUGUUCAAUUCCCCGACUUUCGUGAAGCCCUGCGUCGUCGAUGUCGCUCAUAAACUCCUGGGUGCCGACAACUUUGUCUUCCUGGACGGCAAGCCCCAUGUCGAUUACCGCAAGGGCCUUAACGGUCUGUUCACGAGAAAGGCACUUCAGUCCUAUCUUCCCGGCCAAGAGGCGGUAUACAACCAGUACUUCGAACGUUUUCGUCGAAUCACGAAGGACGCCGGCGGUAAGCCGGUGACCUUUAUGUCCGAAUUCCGCGAGUUGAUGUGCGCCGUAUCUCUCAGGACCUUCUGCGGCUACUACAUCUCCGAUGAGGCCGUCAAGAAAAUCGCCGAUGACUAUUACCUGAUCACAGAGGCAAUGGAGCUGGUUAACUUCCCUAUCAUCCUGCCCUUUACGAAGGCUUGGUACGGGAAAAAAGCGAGUGAGAUGGUUCUAGCUGAGUUCUGCCAGGCUUGCGCCAAGAGCAAGGCCUGUAUGGCUGCCGGCAAGGAGCCGACCUGCAUCAUGGACGCCUGGGUCAAGAACAUUCUGGCGUCGAAGGAAUGGGUCGAGGCAGAGGCCAAGGGGCUGUCGACGGCGAACCUCGAGAAGCCAUCACCUCUGCUACGUGACUUCGCCGACUAUGAGAUCGCGCAGACUGUGUUCGCAUUUCUUUUUGCUUCUCAGGACGCUACCAGCAGCGCAGCCACCUGGCUCUUCCAGAUGAUGGCACAGCGUCCCGAUGUUCUUGAUCGAGUGCGCGAGGAGAACCUGAAGGUCCGCAAUGGUGACAUUCGUGCUCCAGUCGAUCUAGACGAGCUCGAGUCGAUGGCCUACACCCGCGCGGUUGUCAAGGAGCUUCUGCGGUACCGGCCCCCGGUGAUCAUGGUGCCGUAUAUGGCGAAGAAGCCUUUUCCCAUCACUGAAUCGUACACUGUUCCCAAAGGCGCGAUGGUUAUCCCAACCACGUGGCUUGCUCUGCGCGACCCCGAUGUAUACGAGAACCCCGACGAAUUCAACCCCGAGCGUUAUUAUACCGGCGAUGCUGAGGAGAAGGGGGCUAAGAACUUCCUGGUAUUUGGAACUGGACCGCACGUGUGCAUCGGACAGCACUACGCACAACUCAAUCUGGUGCUGUUGAUCGGCAAGGCGUCGUUGUUGCUGGACUGGACACACCACGCGACCCCGUUGUCGGAAGAAAUCAAAGUGUUUGCGACCAUCUUCCCCAUGGAUAACUGCCCGUUGACAUUUACCGAGAGGAAGUGGUGA